Molecule: messenger RNA, 6608 nt
Organism: Helicoverpa armigera (cotton bollworm)
Lineage: Eukaryota; Metazoa; Arthropoda; Insecta; Lepidoptera; Noctuidae
Product: inositol polyphosphate 5-phosphatase K
Exons: 10
Coding region: 300-2087 (595 amino acids)
Biological process (GO): phosphatidylinositol dephosphorylation
Cellular component (GO): plasma membrane; cytoplasm; ruffle
Molecular function (GO): phosphatidylinositol-4,5-bisphosphate 5-phosphatase activity
Source: RefSeq, a predicted model, not a curated record
ACUUGUCAGUCAUUUAAUUGCGCUCUCGUUGGGAGAGCGAGUUGUUUAAUGAUGGUGUGAAAUAUUGCUUCAUUAUUAAUCAAUAUCGUAUUUAUUCCUUUGACUAUCGGCAUCCUAUAAAUAUGUGCUAAGUGAAAUAACUAACUAGAAGUUUAGACGUGGUGUGAUAGGAUUUUCACGCAGUUAAUAGAUUCGAUUAUCUUAUCUUUACCUGAAGUACAUUUUUAUCUUUUGGUGUUAGAAUAUAAAAUAAUACACGCAGGUUUCUGUAGGAUAUAGUGCAACUGUUGGCUAAAGCAAUGGAUACACUAAGGUUUUAUUUUGUCACCUGGAAUGUGGCAACCAAAAAUCCAGGGCAAGACCUGAAUGCCUUAUUGGACUUUCCAUCUCAGUUUAAUAAAAACAAGCCUUUGCCAGACUUUUAUGUGAUUGGACUACAAGAAGUGAAGUCUCAGCCACAGAACUUGGUGAUGGACUCACUGUUCACUGACAGUUGGACUUCAGCAUUCAACAAGAUCCUUUGUAGGCAAGGCUACAUCGUCGCCAAAGCUACCAGGCUUCAAGGCAUACUGUUGAUAGUGUACACACAGAUGAAACAUGUCAUUCAUCUGCGGGAUAUAGAAGCGCAGUACACAAAAACUGGACUAGGAGGAAUGUGGGGCAACAAAGGCGCAGUAAGCAUACGGUUCAACAUAUACGGCUGUUCAGUCUGCCUCGUGAAUUCCCACCUGACGGCCCACGAACACCUUCUGGCUGACCGCAUCAACGAUUACAACACUAUCAUAAAACAACACCAGUACCACGUCAAAGAGACUACCAACAUAUUAUACCAUGAUUACGUAAUCUGGUUGGGCGAUCUGAACUUCCGUACGGACCACCCGGCGGGCAGUAGUCCGACGUCAGAAGAAAUUGUCGCGCAACUCCAGAAGAUUGAGAAGGACAAAUACGCGCCAUUGUUGAGUCAUGAUCAGCUGAUCGCUGUCAUGGACUCCGGCGAAGCGUUCUCAGAGUUCACAGAACAUGAUAUCAGGUUUCCCCCGACCUACAAGUUCUCUAUUGGCGGUGAUGAGUAUGAUAUAAGGAGAAAACCAUCAUGGACCGACAGGAUCUUAUACAAAGUGAACGCGAAUAAUUAUGAAAACGUCACGCUAAGGGCUGAUGUACUGUCAUAUAAUCACAUACCGCACUACACAGUCAGUGACCACAAGCCAGUGGUCGCGCAAGUCAAUAUUAAGAUACGAGCUGGAAUCUCCAUGUCUAUCAUAGCCGAGCCACCGCCGAUUCAUUCCAGUAUAAGAAUGAGGUCUCUUAUCAUACCUCCCCAGCUUCCUACCCUCACUGAAGCUAGUAUGAGCUCAAUACCAGAAUCGAAAAUGGACUUGCAAAAGGUGACCACCUUUGGUGCUAUUUUGCCAACUAUGCCUGACUCUCCUACGCAUGAUUCACCUGAUUCACCUACUAACGAAUUUACUAACGAUAUUGAUGUGCCUGAAGGGAAUGUCUCUAUGAAGGUUGCACUUUUUAAUGCCUUAGACGCUGGUACUGUGAAGACGUUUUCCAACUACACAGAGAAGACCGUGGAGUUUGCUCCAAUCACUCGGAUCUGGUACAUUGGGGAUGCUGACUUUAGGACACAGUGCACACUGUCGCCUGACAUUGAAGUCAAUGAUAACGACUGGAUUGGCAUAUACGAUGCCAAUUUCCACAACCUAGACGACUACAUAGCGUACGAAUACCUGGCCAAGGUCAGCAUACCUUCGGGGCCCACCUACUCUGGACAGCCGAGAACCAUUACAUUGAGCUUCCCCCUCGGUAGUGGCGUGAGGACUCCUGGCUUCUAUAGGUUUAUAUACUUCAGUCAGACGAAUAAUGAUGUUAGAAGUGUUUUGGGUAUAUCGGAACCUUUCGAGGUAAGCAGCAAAGAGGACAGUUUAGUAGUCAUAGAUCCUUGCGAGCAGGCCGCCGGCAGUUCUUCACCGGGGAGGUCCAAACCCUCUUCUGCUAACACCGAUAUUUUCACCGACUUCACCGGCCUCGAUGUGGCGAAGCUCUCGCGGCACUUCUCCAACGACCUGAGUAUUGACUGACUAAAGUCUUACCUCCCUGGCUCACCGGCUAACGUGAGGAAGAACAAUAAUGGUGUCUGAUUCUGGUGUUUUUUUAGGGUUAAGUAUAGUGUUUAUGUUCGUGAACUCGUUAAUUAGGCUUUUGGCAUGUGACUUGGGAUUUUUUUCGUUGAAACUGUGCUGUUAGCUUCAAAAGUAGCUGAACAAAACAAAACUUUCAAAAGUGCUUAACAACAUAGAGGGUCGUAAUUAUAACACAAACGCGAAAAUUUACUUAAGUAUCCUAAACUUUAAAAAAGGGUCGUAAUUAUAACACAAACGCGAAAAUUUACUUGACAUCGUAAACUUAGAAAAAAGUGGAUAAUUCAUCCACUUUUUUAUCGAUGACACGGUGUUUAGUAGUUUUGAAAAUUUUGAUUUGUUCAUCUACUUUUGAAGCUGACUGUACGUAAAUCGUCACAAAAUAGUAUUGUUAUGAUAUUGUAGGCCUACGCGAAAUUGUAUCGAUAAAAUUGCAGUUCGUUUUUCGAAAUUAUAAUCCUGGAUAGUAAACUAAAAAAUGGUAGAAAACAAAUGACCAAUUAUUUGUACCGAUUUUUAUUGUAUUUAGUGUGGUUAGUAAACUGUAGGACAUGGUAACAUUAUUCUGUUUGGUAUGUGGUAAGUCUAUGUAGGUCUUAUUGUAAGAGCAAUGGUGCCUGCUCUCUAAAACUAAUCAUAUUAUAUCACAUUUGUUAGCAAUGCCAUGAUUAUCGUUCAAAUAGUUAAAUUAUUGCAUUUUAAGGUAGUAAAACACAGCUUUUUAGCGAAGAAGGUCGAUUCAUGCUUUAUUCCAUAGCAAGAGCGAUUAAAAUGGGCCGUUGGCCCAACAUUCUUACUAAAAAAUUUUGUAAUAUUAUAAGCUUAGUUCGGACAUAUCGUUGGAACGUAUAAUAAUAUAGUGUAUAAAGGCUUAUGCGACCAAUAACAAUAUAUAACUUUUAAUAACACGUAUCAGGAAUUGAUGUCUAAUGUAUGUAAAUAAGAGCUUCUUCGUUGAGUGAUUAUAUUAGUACAAUUUGUAAUUUUAUAGCAUUGUAACGUGUUCAAUGGUUAGUCGUUGUAUAACAUAAUAAAACUGUAAUAUUACAUAAUAAAUAUACUAUAUAUAUAUUAAUCUGGAGAAGGAAGAAUGUAGAUUAAGUGGGUUUGUCACAAUUUCGGCAGUAUUAUCUUCAUAUAAAAUUAAUAUUCAUACGUACGGUACCAUGAUGCGUGUUUUAAUUUUCUGCGAAUAACAUUCCUGCUUUGUAGCUUUACAAAUCAAUUUGUGAUUAUUUUUUUAAAAUGUAAUUUUGAAGAUAAAAAAAAUUAAUUUGAUAACUACAACAUUGAAAAAAGACCGCUGUCUUACAUGUUGUAUUAUCUGCUAUUUUUUGUAUUAAUUUAGCGAAGUUCCAUAGUCAAAUGUAAGGGCUCAAUAUAAGCUCAGUCUACAAUGACAAUAAAUUAGUUAGCUAAGUGUUGUGAUUCAAAAAAUAUUGCCAUUAUUAUUUUUUUUACUUUAAAAUUUUCCCGUCCCUAUUUUUUUAUACAUUUUUGAAGCUUUGGCCUGCUCAAAGACUUUCUGACUUAAGCUUAGCUUGAGAAAUUAACUACGUUUUUAGCCAUGUGGAUAUAUUUUUUUGUUUAGUUUUCGGGAACAGCAAUGAAAUCCUAUUAUAGUGAAAGUACGUUGUACUAUUUUAGUUGUAAUAAAUUAAUUUUGUUUGAAAACACCACCGAUUUUUUUCACCGAUUAUAUUUUUUAUACCUAUCUAUUUACCGAACCUUGUACUGAAGUAAGAAUAUUUACUAUGAAGUAAGACUCUUAUAGAUUUUCAUAUCUAAUUAUAAUAAAAUAAAUGUAGCCAGAAAACUGUUCGAUGUUUUAAGCUGUUAUUUAUAUAAGCUACUCUAUUAUUGUAUACUAUGUAAUUAAAUAUGGCAUAUUUUAUUUAUCUACUUAAUGUACUUUACUCAUGUAGCCUAUAAAAUAAAAACAAUAAAGCUUUGAUGAUAUUGAUGAAUCAAAAACAUAAAUUAAGUAUGCAAUAUUUGUAAAACUUAAAAUUGAAAAAAAAAAGUGGCUGAGUGUGCUUUUAAAUAACGCAGAUUAUUUGGCACAUACAGAAUUUGAUGUUAAUAAGAACGCAAAAUAAACUUUCUUAAGCAUUAAAAGUACCUAACGAAAUAAUAUUUAAAGCUACACUUUUCUUCUUUUCUUUCAAGGUUUUAUUUUGCCUUUAUUAUGACGUAUUAAAGCCCACUUCUAGUAUGAGGCCGAAUGUAAUAUUACUUAGGACUUAUCUGAUUACACGCAACAACGUUGUCUUAACACUUCAUCAAUGGUUUUAGAUGUUAAAAGUACGGAGAUUAUUACAUUAUCUGUUCACUAACAUAAUGAAUUUUGGGCUGUUACUUUUUGCUUGCCAUUCUCAUAGACAUAUUAGACACGGGAUACGAAACUCGAAAGUAUAAUACAAUGUGGCUCAAUUAAAUAAACUGAUUUAAUUACUGGCUCCCGCCAGUAAUUGCAAUUAUUACACUAAAAUAGUCUACGGCACAUUUGGACGCUAACAGAUAAUGUGUACAUUUCGGCGCCAGUCAACUGCUAGCAUAUGUUCCCUCACUAAAGUUGCAGCUUUCCGAACAUUUUAGAAUUCUUCGCUCAAUAUCAACUUUUUUGAUAGAGCGAGAAGACCAAAAGAAACCUCCGUCUCUGAUAGUGAGCCUCACACUUUAGCACCGUUUCGCAUCCCGUGAUUUAAAUCCAUUUACUUAUAAUAUCGACAAAGGUACUUACGAGGUUAGAUAUUAAGUAAAAACAUACAUAUUGUAGCUAAAAAAUUAUGUAAUUAACUUUAAUCGGAAAUUCAUUUCUACAAGGGUCGAUUCAAUGGUUAAAACAAAUAUGGAAAAUUUUUAUGAACUUUGCUAACCGUAUCCUGAAGUUCCACUCGUUUCCAGCAUCCAGGCAAAAAGUAGUCUAUGUCCUUUGCUAGGCUUCUUGACUAUUUGUCUUACCUUGUUAAAAUCGGUCAAAGCGGGACCGACAGAGAAACUCUCACACAGGUACACAUAGGUACUAAACUAUUUGGCCUAAAAAGUUACCUUUUUCAUUUACCCAUACCAAAAGGUAAAAUAAACUUUUUACGUAACUUUUUAAGUACCUACGUAUAGUCUAUUCUUUACCGGUAGAAUCAGUAAUCCUGGCGGGAAAUGCGAGUUAGAUUCUGAACUUCAUUCAAUAUGUAUAGUGUUCGAGCGUUUUGCCGGCCGCUGCCUCUUUGUACCUGCUUCCCUUUCAAAAUCAGCCAUUACUUUGCCAAAAGGCGUACGUCAGUCUCUUUACGAAAUUAUUGGGCUUUUGUGUUUUACUGUGGUCUAUGAUGCGGCAUUUUAUAGUUGGAUAUAAUGCUGCUAUUUUUGGGUUGGAAAUUAAGUCUAUACCUACUAAUAUUAUAAAGGUGAAGAAUUAGUUUGGUUGAAUGUGCUCAGGAAAUAUUGGACCGAUAUAAAAAAUCUUUCGGCUUCGUUAGAUAUAUCAUGAUAAAAAUAUUCGUUCUUAUACAAGGCUUUAAAGCUAGGUACUUUUAUCCGUAUGUGCGGAGUGGCUCGGGUGUAACCGCUGGCAGAAGCCAGAUAUGUGAUAAUAAGGCGUGACGAACGUAUUUAUUAAUAUUUUAUUUUGUUACAAAAAGGUUACAUAUUUAUGUUCCUGGACUAAAUUCGUUAGUUAAAAUAUGUACCGACAUUUUAUAAAAUAGAAUUAUGGUUAACUUUGUUAAAAUACCAUUUAUAGUGGAUAUUCGCGGAACUUUGCUGAAAAUAAAUUUAAGUGGUGGAUAACCGAACCCACAUUAAAUUUUACGCAUAACUGUAUUAAAUAAAGCUUGAAAUAAAUGGACUUUGUAGAAAUGGAAUUUCCGAUUGAAGUGGUGGUUUAUUUUAUUUAAUUAUGGCAAAAGCAAAAUGGUUAUGAUUGACGCGAGGCGAAUUGUGAAUGUGUGCGUAUGUCUCGGCUGACUGAAUGUAUACUGUUUCAGCAUUCGUAACGCACUGUGUAAACUUCGCUACGCUUGCUACGAGAACUCGUAGCCGUUUAACCGUGCAAUAUUUUGUUAAUGAUCUAACGUUUUGCUCAUUCAAGACUACAUAAUACUUAAUGUCAUCUUGAAUGAUGAGGUUGCAAUUUUCAAUUGUACGCACUCACUAUCAUUAUUAUGGUGCAGUUAAGAAUAAUUUUCUCGGUUUGUCUUAACUUGAAUGUAUCGUACAUUAUACUAUAGUACUAAUAUCUGUUAGUUGCAGUUGUACUUGUAUUGUUCCGUAAUAAUAAUAGAAUCAUUAUGAAACUCUUAUCAUGUGAUUGUUGUUAUCAGAUAGUUACCUAACUUUCCGUAUAAAUGUAUCGUGAUUCGCUGCAUUUCAAAUGCUAUUAAGAUUGUAGUACAAAAUGAUUAAUUUGUAGUUGUCACAACAGUUGUGUUAAAUUAUGGGAAUAGAAUUUAUUUAGUUGAA